Molecule: messenger RNA, 2157 nt
Organism: Nannospalax galili (Upper Galilee mountains blind mole rat)
Lineage: Eukaryota; Metazoa; Chordata; Mammalia; Rodentia; Spalacidae
Gene: Epb42
Product: erythrocyte membrane protein band 4.2
Exons: 13
Coding region: 1-2076 (691 amino acids)
Biological process (GO): peptide cross-linking
Molecular function (GO): protein-glutamine gamma-glutamyltransferase activity
Source: RefSeq, a predicted model, not a curated record
AUGGGACAAGCCCUGGGUAUCAAGAGCUGUGACUUUCAAGCAGCCAAAAAUAAUGAGGAGCAUCACACCAGGGACAUCAGCUCCCAGCACCUCUUUGUGCGGAGGGGGCAGUCCUUCAUCAUCACCCUCAACUUCCGUGCCCCAGUCCACACGUUUCUGCCCACUCUGAAGAAAGUGGCCCUCAUUGCACAAACUGGAGACCAGCCUUCCAAGACCAACAAAACCAGAGCUAUAUUUCCAAUUUCCUCCCUGGGGGACCAAAAAGGGUGGAGUGCAAGGGUGGAGGAGAGAGGUGCCCAGUACUGGACCAUUUCUGUGACCACACCUGCGGAUGCUGUCAUCGGCUACUAUUCACUCCUGCUACGGGUUUCAGGCAGGAGGCAAUACACCUUGGGCCAAUUCACACUGCUCUUUAAUCCCUGGAAUAGAGAGGACGCUGUAUUUCUGCAGAAUGAGGCUCAGCGCAGGGAGUACUUGUUGAACCAGAAUGGCCUUAUCUACCUGGGCACAGCGAACUGCAUCCAGGAAGAGCCCUGGGACUUUGGUCAGUUUGAGAGAAACAUCAUGGACCUCAGCCUGGACUUACUGAGUGUGGACAAGCAUGUAGAAGAGUGGAACCAGCCUGUGCAUGUGGCCUGCGUGUUGGGCACCUUGCUGCAUGCUCUCAAGAAGAAGAGUAUCCUGCCCACCCCACAGUCCCAAGAUACCCAGGAAGAGACCUUGUUGUACAAGCGACGGGGCAGUGCACCUAUCCUGCGACAGUGGCUCACUGGCCAAGGGCGACCCGUGUAUGAGGGUCAGGCCUGGGUGCUGGCUGCUGUUGCUUGCACAGUGCUACGCUGCCUGGGAAUCCCAGCCCGGGUUGUGACCACAUUUGCCUCUGCCCAGGGCACUGCUGGAGGCCUGCUGGUGAAUGAGUACUACAACGAGGAGGGACUCCAGAAUGGAGAAAGCCAGAGAGGCCGCAUCUGGAUCUUCCAGACAUCUGUAGAAUGCUGGAUGAACAGGCCUGAUUUGUCCCAGGAUUAUGAUGGAUGGCAGAUUCUGUACUCAAGAGCUUCAAGUAGAGGUGGAGUCCUGGGAUCCUGUGAUCUGAUCCCAGUCAGAGCAGUCAAGGAGGGGGAUCUGCAGCUGGCCCCUGCAGUAUCAGACCUCUUUGCUGCAGUAAACGCUUCAUGUGUGGUCUGGAAAUGCUGUGAGGAUGGGAAACUGGAGUUGACCAACUCCAACACAAAGUAUGUUGGCAACAACAUCAGCACCAAGGGUGUGGGCAGUGACCGCUGUGAGGACAUCACUCAGAACUACAAGUAUCCUGAAGGAUCUCUUCAAGAAAAAGAAGUGCUGGAGAGAGUCUGGAAAGAGAAAAUGAAACACAUGAAAGACAAUGGUGUUCGGCCUCCCAGUUGUGAGCCAGCUGAUCCUCUAUACCUGUUCUUAGAAGCCCCCAGCUCCUUCCCCCUCGGAGGAGAUGGCCAGCUCUCAGUGACCCUGGCUAACCCUACAGACCAGGAGAAGGAGGUGCACCUGGCAAUUGGGGCCCAGGCUAUGUAUUACAAUGGAGUCCUUGCUGCAGAGCUCUGGAGGCAGAAGCGGUCCUUGAGGCUAAGAGCCAACCAGGCUUUAAGAAUAACCACCAGCCUGUCCUCCUCCUAUUUUGAGCGAACCCCACCAGAGAACAGCUUUCUCAGACUCACAGCAAUGGCAACACAUUCCGACUCCAGCCUCAGCUGCUUUGCUCAGGAAGACAUGGCUAUUUGUAGACCACACCUUGCUAUCGAGAUGCCAGAGACAACAAAACAGUAUCAACCUCUUACAGUCUUAGUUAGCAUCCAUAACUCCCUAGAUUCCCCCAUGAAGAACUGCACCAUCUCCAUUUUCGGAAGGGGGCUCGUUUAUAGAGAGAGGAGAUACAGAUUAGGUUCUGUGUGGCCAGGAACCAUCUUGUGUACCCAGUUCCAGUUCACACCAACACAUCUGGGGCUCCAGAGGCUCACUGUGGAAGUUGAUUGUGACAUGUUCCAGAAUCUAACCAGCCACAGAAGUGUCACUGUGGUAGCCCCUGAAUUUGCAUCUUAAACUUGCAGUUUAGUCACCACUGUCCCCAAACAACCUGUGAAACCACAUUCUAAAACAGACAUGUUCUCCAGAGGGAAACUC